UGUGUGCAAUAAAAUAAAAUAGUUUUUUUUUUAGUUCUGACUAAUCAAAUUUCAGUGGGCCCCUUGUAACAUCUUUUCUCUGAAAAAUUCAUUACAUAUUUGGGUUCAUAUAAUAAGGCCAUGUCACCUCUUUUCACUUUUCUAUUUACAUUUAUGUUCAAGCAAGUUCUUGGUCUUGGUCUUUGGUCUCUGCUCGUCGCAACUCUGAAUCCCCGAAAGCCCUUGCAGCAAAUCUGAGUUAUAAAAGUCCUGAUCUUGAUGGCCCCUUCGGUUAAUAACGGAGAACCUGCCAUGGACGCAAAUGACUGGAGAACUCAUUUGCCAUUUGAUUCACGACAGAAGAUCGUCAACAAAAUAAUGGCUACACUAAUGAAGCACCUUCCAUAUUCUGGACCAGAAGGAAUCAACGAGCUCAAGAGAAUAGCUGUAAGGUUCGAGGAGAAAGUUUUCAGCAGUUCUGUUCACCAGAAUGACUACCUUCGGAAAAUAUCUAUGAAGAUGUUGACUAUGGAGACUAAAUCGCAAAAUGUAGCCGGCUCCGCUUCUUCUAUCCCUGCUGAUAGUAGCAACCUAGCCUUCGAUGAACUUAACAAUCUCAUGAUCAAUAAUGGCAAUGUAGAGCCUUUUCUCCUGAACGAAGAACCUGCCAUUAACUCAGUUGACUGGAGAACUCAACUGCCACCGGGUUCACGACAGAACAUCGUCAACAAGAUAAUGGAUACACUAAAGAAGCACUUUCCGUAUUCUGGACCAGAAGGGAUUAACGAGCUCAAGAGAAUUGCUGCCAGGUUCGAGGAGAAAAUUUUCAGCAGUGCUGUUCACCAGACUGAUUACCUCCGGAAAAUAUCGAUGAAGAUCCUGACUAUGGAGACUAAAGCUCAAAAUGCAGCUGGUUUCGAUUCUUCUAUCCUUGCUGAUAGUAACAACCUAACCUUGGAUGAAAUUAUGAAUCAUUUGAUCAAGGACAAUGCAGAGCCUUCUCUCCUGAACGUGGAACCUGCCAUAAACUCAGGUCAUUGGAGAAUUCAACUGCCACCUGAUUCACGCCAGAAGAAUAUCGACAAGCUAAUGGAAACACUGAAGAAACAUGUUUCGUAUUCAGGGCAAGAAGGAAUUGAGGAGCUCAGGAGAAUCGCUAUCAGCUUCGAGGAGUUAAUAUUCAACACUGCUUUAAACCAGGUGGAUUACUUUCGCAAAAUAUCCUUAAAGAUGCAGACUAUGGAAAAGGACGACUAAGUAAAAUUGCGUUGAAGGGGGAGCGUUUGGAACUUUCAGGCGAUUCCACAUAUGUAUUGAUGAUAAUGUUAAGAAGUAGAGCUUAAAAGCCUCCAAAGUUAAAGGCAUGAAUAAAAGUUUUUAUAAUCGGUAACAUAUUUCUUGCGGAGGAAGCCUCGCCUUGCUCUCUCUCAUGUUAAGUCAGGCUUGUAGUCCUCCUCUUCGGUAUUUAUUGAAUGUGUGCAACUAUACAAUGAAACCUUGCAACCAUUAAUGAUUGCAAUCUUUGCUAAUUAACCAUA
Messenger RNA from Brassica napus (rape), 1517 nucleotides. RefSeq lists its product as uncharacterized. The record is from RefSeq and is a predicted model, not a curated record. NCBI's taxonomy places the organism in Eukaryota, Viridiplantae, Streptophyta, Magnoliopsida, Brassicales, Brassicaceae. The transcript is spliced from 10 exons. Gene Ontology annotation, biological process: regulation of DNA-templated transcription. The coding region runs from base 259 to 1236 and encodes 325 amino acids. Gene Ontology annotation, molecular function: transcription coactivator activity; chromatin DNA binding.